AUGGAACACGAUACGUACAAUCCGUACACCGUUUGCCAACGUUACCCGUCUCAAUGGUGGAUUUGGGCACCGAAUGCACCGUCCAUCGAUGCGAUUCCGAGAAACGAGAACGUGUUCAACAACACGACUAUGCUGACCGUAUCUCAUGACGCUGUCAACUGCCAAAGUGUUAUGCCAUCGUCCUCCAUCAUCACUCUCCAAGAACGUUACGUCGUUCCGGAAGUCAUUCCAUUCGGAAGUUCAUCUGAAGUCGACACCCGCUCGGCUGGGAAUCCAUACGCCCAUCAUCCCAACUUCACCACUCCAUCUGAAUAUUUCGAUCAUAUCACUGAUUCUGCGGAGGCGCCAAGAGAUGUGUUGACUGCGAUGGAUAUCAAGGGUUUGGAGGAUCCAUUUGUAGGAGGAGAGGCUGUGCCGAAGGUUCAUAUUCAUCCGCCAAAUGAUGUGACCAUCAACAAGACCGCCUUCACCUCUGAAUCCAUUGCCCACAUCAACUCCCUCGACGUCUCCUUCCCGACGAGAGCAUCUGCUCCAGCUCAAUCCCAAGUGACUCGUACCAAUGCAACUCUCAACAAGAAGAUGCUAAGCCCCGAAUCAAUGUACGAAUUGGAGAAGAUUGACGGAGACUUCCAGAAGCCAUCGGCCAUCAACAUGCACGUUUUCCGUGAAUUCUCUCCACAAACUCUGGCGGAUCUUCGUGAAAUUCGCAACAUCUCUCAGUACACUGACUUCCCGAGAUCAUCGAAAGACGUUGACACUUGCCUUGGAAUCUCUCCGACGAUUUCUGAGAAGGCGUGGUUUGAACGGACUGAAAGUAUGGGAUACGCUGGAAUGUGA
Messenger RNA from Caenorhabditis remanei, 837 nucleotides. RefSeq lists its product as uncharacterized. The record is from RefSeq and is a predicted model, not a curated record. Bases 1 to 837 code for a protein of 278 amino acids. Lineage: Eukaryota; Metazoa; Nematoda; Chromadorea; Rhabditida; Rhabditidae. The transcript is spliced from 4 exons.